Messenger RNA from Aspergillus tanneri, 561 nucleotides. RefSeq lists its product as uncharacterized. The coding region runs from base 1 to 561 and encodes 186 amino acids. The transcript has a single exon. NCBI's taxonomy places the organism in Eukaryota, Fungi, Ascomycota, Eurotiomycetes, Eurotiales, Aspergillaceae. The record is from RefSeq and is a predicted model, not a curated record.
AUGGAAAGGACCAGGAACCAAGAGCUCGAGACAGGAAAUGGUUCGCCGGACUUGGGAGCCUUUUCCUUUAUUCACAUCAGUGUCCGGUACAAGAUCUGGGCGUAUCUGGCGCCAGUCUGUAUAGACACAUGGGAUUGCUGUGUCCAGAAAGUAGAUUUGAAUAUACUCGCUGCCAGCUACGCUCUCUAUAAAGAGGUCUCACGCAUCAUUUACGAUGACUCCUGCUGGGAAAGAACAGAAUGGAAGAUUGCAGCGCUGUCUGAUUUCGACCGUUGGUUGGGCAACUUGCCGUUCCACCUGUUCAAGAGGUUGACCAUAAGGAUCUUCCCAUCGGAUCCCAGGAUGAGAACCACCCUCUACUUCCACUGGCAGAGAGUGUCGAUGAUUGCCAAGCUGAUCAGUCAUGCCUCUUCAGCCAAACUCUUGGUCAUGGAUAGAGCAGGGAACCAAACCAUCGUCCACCGGUAUGACCAUGACAUUAUGUCACAUCCCUUUUCGCGUUGCGAAACGUUCGCGACUGGUUGGUCCCAGUCCACAGUGCAGCGUGUCAGUGUGUCUUGA